GUGGCGGGGCGAGGCGAAGGGAAGGGAGGCGAAGCGAAGGAAGGGCGGCGAGGCGAUGCCGGCGGCCGGCUCGGAGGCGGAGGAGGGCGGCGGGGAGGGCGCGGGGCCCGGCGCCGGCGCCGGCUCUGUGGGCGAGCAGCCGGGGCCGUGCUCGCCGAAGCUGUGCGGCUACCUGCAGAAGCUGUCGGGCAAGGGCCCCCUGCGCGGCUUCCGCAGCCGCUGGUUCGUCUUCGACCCCCGCCGCUGCUACCUCUACUACUUCAAGGGGCCGCAGGAGGCGCUGCCCCUCGGGCACCUCGACAUCGCCUCCGCCUGCUUCAGCUACCACCAGCCCGAGGCCGGCGCUGCCGCUGGGGACGAGGGGGCCGCCUUCGAGGUGCACAGCCCCGGCGGCGCCGUCGCCGUGCUCAAGGCAGCAACUCGUCAGGAUAUGACCUACUGGCUUCAGGAACUUCAGCAGAAAAGGUGGGAGUAUUGUAACAACCUUGAUGCAGCAAAAAGGGACAGUCGAACUUCUCCUACGCCAAGUGACUUUUCCAAAGGUCUUGUUGCCAAAGACAAUCCUGAUUUGAGUAUCCUAAGCCAAAAUGCUUCAGCAGAGAGAGCUAGAACUAUUCUAGCUGUGGAGACUUCUCCUACAGAGCUGGUGGGGGAACAAGCAGCUUCCCAGCCUGCGCCAGUCCAACCAAGUGCCAUCAAUUUCUCACUUAAACAAUGGAGCACUGAAAUCAAAAAUUCAAUGUCAUCUUUAAGAAAAGGGAAUAACGAAAAUCGCAAGAGCAUAUUUUAUACCAGUGAAGAGUGGGAAUUGCUGGAUCCAACCCCAAAAGACUUGGAGGACUCCAUGGCCCUGGAAGAAAAGAGGAAAAACUUCGCAGAAGGAAGUAAAGGUCUGACUGGUUCAGCUUUUCCAUUUGAUUUUGGCCGCAUUCCACAAAAACCGAGACGCCCUUUAAAAGACAUGAUUGGAUCAAGCAAAAACCGGAACAGCAGCGACUCCUCUCCAACUGAGUGGUGUUCUGGUAAUGGCAACAAACUAGUCUCUGAACUGCAACUGAAGUAUCAAAGCCAGCAAGAAGAACUGGAAAAGCUGAAGAAAGAUCUUCUGAGCCAAAAGGAACUUGUGCGACUUCUGCAGCAAACAGUCCGAUCUUCCCAAUAUGAUAAAUACUUUGCAAGCCGUCUGUGUGAGGGGGUUCCCAAAGACAAAUUAGAGCUGUUGCACCAAAAAGACGACCAGAUUUUGGGUCUCAACAACCAGCUUGAAAAGUUAAAUCUGGAAAAAGAUAGUCUGCAGCAGGAAGUAAAGAAUCUAAAAUGUAAAGUUGGAGAACUCAAUGAGCGGCUGGGUAUGUUGAUGGAAACUAUUCAAGCUAAAGAUGAAGUGAUAAUGAAACUGUCUCAUCAACUCAGCGAAUGUGAGGACAAUACGUCAUCCCAAAGUGGCGCAGUAAAUUCUCCCACAGCCACCUGUAUUAAUAAGGAACUACAGGAACUGGACAGACUAAAAGACAAUCUUCAGGGUUAUAAGACCCAGAACAAAUUUUUAAACAAGGAGAUUUUGGAGCUUUCUGCUCUACGAAGAAAUGCAGAAGUGAGAGAGAGAGAAUGGCAGGCAAAGUAUACUAGCUUGGAAGCCAAACUCUGUCAGAUAGAAAGUAAAUACUUGAUCUUGCUUCAAGAAAUGAAAACUCCUGUUUGUUCUGAGGAGCAGAGCCCUGCUCGUGAGGUUAUUGCACAGUUACUAGAAGAUGCCUUGAAAGCAGAAACCAGCGAACAACCAGAACAAGCAUUUUUCAAACCAUACCCGGUCAGUGAAUAUGAUAUAUAUGGUUUCCAAACAGUUCCAGAAGAUGAUGAGGAAGAGAAACUAGUAGCAAAAUCACGAGCUUUGGACCUGAGAUCCCUUUCUCUCAGUGAAAAUCGGGAGAUCUCCACAGGGGUAAAAUGGGAAAACUAUCUUGCAAGUACAAUGAAUAGAGAGAUGAUGCGCUGUGUGGAACUAAAGAACCUUAUUCGAUCUGGGAUUCCACAUGAGCAUCGCUCCAAGAUAUGGAAAUGGUGUGUCAAUCUCCAUGUUAAAAAAUUCAAGGACAGCACAGUUCCUGGGUACUUCCAGACCUUGCUUCAGAAUGCCCUAGAAAAACAAAAUCCUGCAUCUAAACAGAUUGAAUUGGAUCUCUUGAGAACUUUGCCAAACAACAAACAUUAUUCUUCCCCAACAUCUGAAGGGAUCCAAAAACUGCGAAAUGUGCUGCUGGCGUUUUCAUGGAGAAAUCCAGAUAUAGGUUAUUGCCAAGGGCUCAACAGAUUGGUAGCAAUUGCUCUUCUGUAUUUGGAACAGGAAGAUGCAUUUUGGUGUCUAGUAACGAUAGUGGAAGUUUUCAUGCCUCGUGAUUAUUAUACGAAAACACUGCUGGGAUCUCAGGUUGAUCAGCGAGUAUUCAAAGAUUUAAUGAGUGAGAAACUUCCACGACUGCAUGCUCAUUUUGAACAGUACAAAGUCGACUAUACUCUUAUAACUUUCAACUGGUUUCUUGUGGUAUUUGUGGACAGUGUUGUUAGUGACAUCCUUUUUAAAAUAUGGGACUCAUUCCUAUAUGAGGGACCAAAGGUAAUAUUCCGAUUUGCCCUGGCACUCUUUAAGUACAAAGAAGAAGAAAUCUUAAAACUACAAGAUUCGAUGUCCAUUUUCAAGUACCUUCGGUAUUUCACACGUACUAUACUUGAUGCUAGGAAACUGACUGGUAUUGCUUUUGGAGACCUGAAUCCUUUUCCAUUACGUCAGAUCAGGAACCGAAGGACCUAUCACCUGGAGAAAGUACGUCUUGAACUAACUGAACUCGAAGCCAUUCGUGAGGAUUUCCUGCGUGAACGAGAGACCUGUGUAGAAAAAAGAGACCUUAUUAGUGAUGAUGAGGAGGAUAGUUGAAACUACUCAACAUAAACUUUUCUUUGGGAUCGUGACCAAAGUGAGUUAACCUCCAAAACACUUUAUUAAUCCUAUCAAACCGAAUGUAAACUAGUUGCUUUUGGAAAUAUGCAGGACAAAUUUCCAAACCCCAGCACUUUCAGAUAUAUGGCAUUGUAUGGAGGCUGAACACUUUUGUUUACAAUUAUGUUCAUGGAAAUGUAUGUAGGGCACUUAAUAUCUGUCUCAGUUUAGUCAUACAGCUGAACUGCUGAAACAACAAUUGACAGUUGUUUUCCUGCAGCACAUUUAGUGUCUAUAUGUGAAACAGUAGUAACAAAAGCCUGCACUCUGUUUACUACAUUCAUUGCCAAGCUUCUGUAUCUGUUUGACUGUAACCAUGUUUUUUAUAGAGCAGGUUCAAUGUGGGUGGGUUUUCAGUUUUGGAUUGGCUCAAUAAAUAAUUUUAUUUCUAUUCACUGUUUUUCUGAUGGCUGUCUCAAAAAAGCCACACCUAAAACCCAGCUGUUAUGGAAUAAGAAUGGAGCUUGCUACAGGAGUACUAUGUAUUAGUUCUGUAUCCAUUGAAGGUAUUUUUUUCCAUUAUUUUGAGUUGAAAUCACUCUUCCUAUUUAGGGCUUCAAGUCCUGAUCUUUAAAAAGAAAUACAGCAUUUUGUCUGCAUGAUUGUAUAGCUAUUAUGUAGUAGUGAUAGAGAUUAAAGACAAGUGAGUCAAUCAAAGGAGCCUAAAGGCCACAGCAUGCACGUAUAAAUUUAUGAUACUUUUUCCAGUGGAAAAAUUAAAGAUUCUCUUAACGUACUCGAGUUUGCUGUGAAUGUUAAGUGCACCCACUUCAAGACAUCUGUAAGGAAAUGGUUGCAAUGUUAUGGAAAUGUCAGUGGAGGCGAUGCUUGCUUGUGACUACCAGUACUCUUAAAUGGUUCUGAGGAUGAGGAGGCUUUUUGGCUUUUUUUGUUUGUUUGUUGGUUUGGUUUUGUUUUGCUGGUUAUUCACUGAACUCUUGCAAUGUUCCUCCUUGAGUUGUUGGAUCUUCAUAAUGUUAGAUUGACUUAGAUGUUGUCUCUGAACAGAUGAUGAUAAAACUAACAUUCAAAAUAGGUCAGCUCUUGGGGAGUGGUUAAUUAGCAAAAAAUUAAACUUGUGGUCAGGAAUGGUCCAAGUGCAUGAAGCUUCUACUCUGUUCUCAGAAGACCAACAAGUAGAAUUUGUAUGACAGGUACACUUGUGUAAACAUUUUAGAAAAUCCAAGUGUGUGCGGGGAGAAAUCCAGCUUCUUUUUCACAGCACUUUUUUAAGGGAUGUAUUUAUAGCCUUCUCUAAGCAUAUUAUUAAUCAAUUUAUCUGAGAGGGAAAUACUUAGGUGAAAAGUAAUUUACAGGACUUCUUUUGAUAUAUACUGUAUGCCUUUUCCUGUAUAAUGUAUAACUUCAAAUUAGCCAACAAAUCCUUGCCAGUGAGGGACACAUGGUAUGAUCAUCUUGAUUUGUAUGACAUGUAUCUUGUAAAAUGUCCCCUACCUUGUCUUUUGUAAGUGGUAGUUUUAGGGUUCUUUUUCCUAGUUACUCUUGGUUGUUUACUUGAACUUGUUAGGCAGGGUUUUUUCAUAUUAUUGCAUGUACUGUAUUCUUUUUUUUAACCUACAAUCAGUAUUUGAAUAUAAAAGUGGGACCAGCUUUUCUAAUUUUCUAGUUAUGCUGUCUUUGUUUUGAAAGAGCUGGUCUCUAAAUGGGUCUAUAAUGUCCAUUUUUUUUUCUUUUCAUCAUGGUUUCAAGUGUUAAAUGAAAACUUCUAACUUGAAGAUCUUCCUUCUUUUGGCAACAGUUGAAAUGCUAAGGUGAAGAACUUAGAAAUAUGUACCUUAUUCUCCUACAAGUCUACUAUUGCAAAGUUUUGAGUCUUCAGUUAGAACUAGAUCUAUGACUUCAGGAGAUGUUUUCGUACAGAAUACAUCUAAGUCUUUAGGUUGUGAAGCUAAAACUAACUUCAGGGCAACAGUUCAGGAAGAUCUGUAGAUGACAAAACAUGACCUGCAAUGUUAACAAGACUUUUUUUUUCAGUUGUGCCGAAGGUUAAAUUACCAUGUGUAUUAUUGUGGUUCGUUAUAAAAGUUGUUACCUGAUUGUACAGUAAAAUUAAGUAGCUCUGUUUCUUAUUCCAUUAUGUGAAUCUAAAACAUGAAUAGUAGGAAAUUAUGCAAAUCACGCUGUCUCUGGGUAUUUUGUUAGCCUUCAAUUAUGAAAUAAGUUAGUGUUAAUUUACUGAAGUUCCUAGCAAGAUGUUGACUUCAUUUUGUUAAUAAUCAUUGAUGCCUUAGUUAAAAGGUCAAAAAAUUUGAAGAGGCAUCUAAACUAUGACUGCUAGAAAUCCAUGUAGAACAAAAAUGAGACAAAUGCAGCAGGUAGCAACUUCAAGGGAAGCUUUCCUCACUGUUACAAAUGUCUUUAGGCAAACACUAGUUUUCUACUGGUGCUUAAUUUGGUGAUUUUGAGGAGCAGUAACUAGUUAGGGAUACGCAGGAUAUACAACCAGUAUUUAAACCAAAUGAAAUCAAACGAAAAUACAGUGUGACUUGUCAGCCUUGCAAAAGCUGAACUGUGUAGAUACCAGGUGCUCACAAUUCGGGGAGAACUUCCAAAACAGUAUAUGAGGAUUUAACAUCCAUACCAGCCACUUAGGAGGAAAUUGACCUGUUUAAUGCAAAUGAAGACUGCAGAGGUUUUUUUUAAUCUUCAAGAUCAUGCAUGUGUGCAGAAUUUCUUAGGUAUGGUUCCCAGUAUGUUAUAAAAACCAAACUGCUAAUGUGCAUAUUGCAGAAUAUUUCUCCAUCUUUGUGUGCUUAUGCAUGACUUUCAGUGAAAUUUCUGGUUACUUGGUUAAAAAUGUUCUGUUACCUUUUAUUAAAUAGGCAGAAGUUUGGUGCACAACACCUCUAGCUAUUAAGUCUUCGUAGUAUUUCAGCUUUACUUGGACAUGUAUAUAGGUAGUGUUAUCAUCAAGUGUUACCAGAUUUUUUAACCAGGUAUGUAAUGAAUAAAAAUAUUUCAUUGCCCUUUAGGUGUUUUCUGUGACAGAUAUGCACCUUGCCCUCAGUCAUUGAAACAUGGUAAGACAUUUCAGCAGAAAGGGAAAGAUUUUUGUUCCUUAAGACAUCGAGAAUAAAUGAAUGGUUCUACACUUGGUAAACUGAGUUGUUUGUUCAGUCAUGCUUACGUGAGAAAUGGAAAACGAGUCACUUUAUUUCACUAAAUUGUGUAGCUGUUUUGCUGAAUCUUCCCUUAAGUGCCAUGUUGGAAAUAAGCAAUAUGCGGUACAAGAAAUUUGAAUCACAAAACAUAAGUGAUGUUAUUUUUGUAAAAAAAAAAAAUUUAAAAAAAAGUUGUGAGAAAAAAAAAUAAAUUGUUUACUUUGCAUUA
Anas platyrhynchos (mallard) is the source of this 6346-nucleotide messenger RNA. RefSeq names its product TBC1 domain family member 2B (gene TBC1D2B). The record is from RefSeq and is a predicted model, not a curated record. NCBI's taxonomy places the organism in Eukaryota, Metazoa, Chordata, Aves, Anseriformes, Anatidae. Gene Ontology annotation, molecular function: small GTPase binding; GTPase activator activity. Gene Ontology annotation, biological process: regulation of GTPase activity.